Trichoderma aggressivum f. europaeum is the source of this 2859-nucleotide messenger RNA. RefSeq lists its product as uncharacterized. Gene Ontology annotation, cellular component: nucleotide-excision repair factor 1 complex. Gene Ontology annotation, molecular function: single-stranded DNA binding; damaged DNA binding; single-stranded DNA endonuclease activity. Gene Ontology annotation, biological process: resolution of meiotic recombination intermediates; double-strand break repair via single-strand annealing, removal of nonhomologous ends; double-strand break repair via homologous recombination. The record is from RefSeq and is a predicted model, not a curated record. The transcript has 2 exons. Lineage: Eukaryota; Fungi; Ascomycota; Sordariomycetes; Hypocreales; Hypocreaceae. Bases 1 to 2859 code for a protein of 952 amino acids.
AUGUCGACCAACAAUGCGCCGCAGCCCGUCAAACUCUCGCUGCCUCUGGAAUACCAGCAGCAGCUGUUCCAAGAGCUCCGGUCUGAGGAUGAGCUCGUGAUUCUCGCCCGCGGCCUGGGCCAGAUGCGCCUUGUCACAAACCUCCUCCACUCUUACGAUGCCGCCGGGAGCAACCUCAUUAUUCUCGUCGGCUCGAGUGAGCGCGAAAACAACUGGAUUGGCGAGGCGCUGGCCGAGCAUGCCGCCAUCAGUGCGUCCCCCAAAGCACGGGGCUUAACCGUCGUCAACACCGACUCCCAGACCGUCGGUGCUAGGGAAAAGAUGUAUGCGAUUGGGGGCAUCUUCAGCAUCACGUCUCGAAUCCUCGUGGUCGAUCUCCUGACGGGACUGCUGAAUCCCGAGCUCAUCACUGGUCUUGUUGUCCUUCAUGCAGAUCGCGUCAUCGCUACAUCUCUCGAGGCGUUCAUCCUCCGAGUGUACAGGCAAAAGAACAAGGUUGGCUUUCUCAAGGCCUUUUCAGACAACCCGGAUCCGUUUACUACAGGAUUCUCACCCUUGACCACCAUGAUGAGGAAUUUGUUUCUCAAAAAGGCGUCUCUUUGGCCGAGGUUUCACGUCACAGUGGCUCAGUCCCUCGAAGGCAAGAAAAAGGCCGAGGUCAUUGAGCUCGAGGUCCCCAUGUCGGACUCGAUGAGAGACAUUCAGAAUGCCAUCAUGGAGUGCGUCGAGGUCAGCAUCCACGAGCUCAAAAAGGGUAAUUCGGGCUUGGAAAUGGACGACUGGAACUUGGACAGUGCCUUGCUCAAGAACUUUGACGUCAUGGUUCGUCGCCAGUUAGAUCCAAACUGGCACCGCGUCAGUUGGAAGACACGCCAGAUUGUCAGCGAUUUGACCAUUCUUCGUGGGCUUCUCAGCAACAUUCUCACUUAUGAUGCUGUGUCCUUUCUUCAACACCUUGAUACAAUACACGCCGCGCACUCCCCUCCGCCAGGAUCGACUCGUCAAUCUCAGUCGCCAUGGCUGUUCUUGGAUGCUGCGCAGACCAUAUUCGACGUCGCACGAAGGCGAGUCUACUCUGCAAAUCCCAAAAGCGUAUCACAGAGUGGCGAAAACAUUGAUUCUCUGCGGCCCGUUCUGGAGGAACAGCCGAAAUGGGGCAUCCUAGCAGAGGCUUUGGAAGAAAUUGAUCGAGACCUCUUCUUUGAGCCCAAAGUUCGAGAUGACUCUAACGGGAGCAUUUUAAUCAUGUGCUCAAACACGGAUACGUGCCGGCAGCUCCGCGACUUCCUUCAGACCAUGCAUGUCAAGCCAAGGGCGGACAAAGAUAAGCAUCCCGUGGUGGACGACUCCGAGUUUGAGCGCGAACGUGCCGAGGAAGCUCGCAGGCCGUCGGCAAACUUCAUGCUGAGGCGGAAGCUUCGAAACUAUUUGAGAUGGAAGAGGCAGUUUGCGCAGGUCAGCGCCAGCCUGUUUGCCGAGAAUCAAAAGGCCCUCAACAGCGCCACGGAUUCGCGGCCGGGAUUUGGAGGUGGCGUCAGGGGGGGCAAGGCACCUUCAAACAAAAGGCGGAGAAUGCGAGGCGGCGGAAAUUCCAUGAUCAUGUCCGGGCGUACCGACAAUGGGAGCAUUGCCCAGUAUUUCGAGAAGCCAGGAGAGGUGGCAGAUCUGAUGGCAGAAGUCCAGAUCACGGAAGAGGAAGCACUCCAGCAGAAGGAAGACAUUGCUGCCGAUCCGCUAGAGAACAUGGAGGACUACUACCAGCUGUACGAGAUGCAAGAUUUGGUUGUUGUCCACUCCUACGAUGGAGACCAGGAUGAGCAUGUGCUGGAGGAGGUCAAGCCACGGUACAUCAUCAUGUACGAGCCUGACGCCGCCUUUAUCCGCCGCGUGGAAGUGUACCGGUCAUCUCACAAUGACCGCAACGUCAGGGUCUACUUUUUGUACUAUGGCGGCUCGGUGGAGGAACAGCGGUACCUGUCCUCGGUCAGAAGAGAAAAGGAUGCCUUCACCAAGCUCAUCAAGGAGCGAGCCAGCAUGUCGCUGGUCAUGACGGUCGACCCGCACGGAGUCGAGGACCCGCAGGAAGCCUUUCUGCGCACCGUCAACACCCGCAUUGCCGGAGGCGGUAAGCUGGCGGCCACGGCGGAGCCGCCGAGGGUCGUCGUCGAUGUGCGAGAAUUCAGGUCCUCGCUGCCGUCUCUGCUGCACGGACGCUCCAUGGUAGUGGUGCCAUGCAUGCUUACUGUAGGCGACUACAUCCUGUCGCCGAACAUUUGCGUGGAGCGAAAGUCCAUCAGCGAUCUAAUUUCGUCCUUCAAGGACGGCAGGCUGUACAGUCAAGCGGAGACCAUGUUUCAGCACUACAAGACCCCCAUGCUUCUCAUCGAAUUCGAUCAGAACAAGUCCUUCACGCUGGAGCCCUUUGCUGACCUUUCCGGCAGCCUCAGCAGCGUUGCUCCCACCAACGUCUCGUCGGAUCUCCAAUCCAAGCUCGUGCUGCUGACGCUUGCGUUCCCCAAGCUGCGCAUUAUCUGGUCAUCCUCACCGUAUGAGACUGCUGAGAUAUUCGCCUCGCUCAAGACGCUAGAGCACGAGCCCGAUCCAAUUGCAGCAGUGCAGGCGGGCCUAGACAAGGAUUCCAGGGUGGAGGACCAGGUCUUUAAUCAGGAGCCUCAGGAGAUGCUGUCCAUCGCGCCGGGCGUGACGCCGCAAAACGUCAAGAGCCUCAUUCUGGACACGGAGAAUAUACGGGAGGUGGCCAACAUGACGGAGAAGGAGCUGGAGCCGAUAGUGGGCAAGGCAUCAGCCAGACAAAUCCAUGGCUUCUUCAACAGGAACGUGAUGGAAGAGGACGACUAG